CCUACAACAGUCUCGACAUGAAGAGGCGCAUGUUAGCUGUUGAGGUGGUUUUCCUCUUGACUGUUGGAUGGAUCCAGCAGGCGACUGGGUACGGAAGAGGGGCACCCGACACCACCUGCUCCACCAUGCUGCCUAGACACGGUCCCAAUCCUCAGACAUCUCCUUCUCCCUACGCAACCACACCUCUGCAGACGAGUGUGGAACCUGGGGGCACAAUCACCGUCAGGCUUGCAGCCAUCAAUCCUGCAGAUAAUUUCAGGGGUUUCCUCAUUCAUGCCACCAAUUCAAGCAGCCAGUCGUUCAUGGCGCUAGGCAGCUUUAUCAAUCCACCUUCCAACACCAAGUCUGUUACUUGCUCCCCGGGACUGCAGAAUUCUCUGACACAUGGCGACGGUAGGGGAAAGACCAGUUUGGAUAUCACGUGGCAGGCACCGGCCGAAUACCAAGGAGACGUCCAGUUUAGGGCCACCUUUGUCAAAGAUUAUAAUACAUUUUGGACGCAAGUUCCCGCUGUUGCGUUGGUGCGUGUCGGUCGCGCUUCUGGAGUGGUAACGCCCGCCUAUCAGGCACCCACGACAUACAGCCGUGAUCAGGCUUCGUAUCCUUACGUUCCGCCCUCAACCACGACGACAACAUCGACGAUGCCAACGACAACAUCCUCCACCACCACCACCACCACUCGAGUCGUCAGUACUUCUCCGAAUCCCAGCACUACCCAGUGGAGUUUUGCCAAACAGACUCCAGCCCCAACGGCGUCUGCACAGCUGCCAUCCAUUUACAUGGGCUGUGGUGAUGUCAAGGGUUGUUUUGGCCUGCAGGGAGGCACCUGCGUCCAGGAGGGUUCCUGUUCAGCCAUGGUCACCUACGCUGUUAAAGGCCAACGUUAUGAAUUUGAAUUGUGGGCCACCGAUACGCCGGCCAAUGCUUACGUCGCCGUGGCUUUCUCCGACGACGACAUUAUGGGCGACGAUAGCGUGUCUGAGUGCACUUUAGUCAACGGCAGGGUUAACGCCUACAUGUCCUACAACGAAGGCAAAAGCAACACCCGACUUCGAGACGCAACUAGUGGACUGAAAUUGAUGGAGGGAAAGUACAACGACGGCAAUUUGUACUGUCGUUUCGAGCGUCAAGCGCAGUUGGUCAUUGCCGAUAAACAUUUUGACAUGGCCAAGGAAUACCACCUAUUUUUGGCACGUGGCCCGGCUUCAGACAAUGGCAUUUCCUAUCACGAUAGGCAAAAAACUGUUACGGCUCGUUCCGUCAGUCUCGCUGAAACGGGUUCAGUUGGCGCCAGCAAAGGUACCUUGGUGAAACUUCAUGGAGCGUUGAUGGUGGCCGCGUGGAUGUUUGCCGCUUCGUGUGGCAUUUUAUUUGCUCGAUACUUUCGACUCACUUGGGUCGGCAAACAGCUCGGGGGUAAAGAUCUUUGGUUUGUGUUCCAUCGGAUCUUGAUGAUCAUCACGUGGCUCCUGACGGUCAUCGCCUUUGUUCUCAUUUUUAUCGAACUGGGAGGCUGGACGUCUCUACCGGUGACGACGAAUCCGCAUGCCGUCAUCGGAGUCGUUACCACCGUGCUGGCCUUCAUUCAACCUUUCAUGGCCUAUUUCCGGCCACAUCCUGGCACGCCCAAACGCUUCAUUUUCAACUGGGCUCAUUGGCUAGUUGGCAAUUCGGCUCACAUACUCGGCAUUGUCUGCAUCUUUUUGGCCGUCGACUUGGACAAGGCCGCCAUUCCCUACUGGGUCAAUUGGCUCCUAGUUGCCUAUGUGGCCGUCCAUGCCGCCAGUCACCUCGUUUUAUCGUUGGCCCAAUGUUGUUAUCACGCCGAUGGAAGCAGAAAGCCGACGGCCGUAUUUGCUAUGCGUGAUCUGGCCCCUCACCAGAGCAAUCAGAACCAUUUCUACUCGACGCAGCAGGACAAGAAGGAAGAUGCUCAUGGCUCCAUGUUCCGCCGGAUUAUGCUUGGAAUUUACAUCACGCUGGUGGCCAGUUUUGCGGCCGCCGUGAUCGCUACAAUAGUCAAUGGUCCCUGGGCCAAGCAAUGAGCUGUUGCGAGUUUUUAUUAUUAUUAUUAUUUUACUUUUUUUUUUACUUUUUCCUUCCCUUUUAAAUCAUCCUUUUGGUUUUAAUGAGCGGGUUUUCUUUUAAAUUUGUACGAGCGAAAACAAUGUUGAACUGUUUGGAGGCAAUCGACCUAUAUAUUUGUAUCGUAUUAUUGUAAAGUAAUCUUUUUGAAAAAAACUGAGUGCGAUCUCUUUUUAAUUGUCUUUUUAAUUUGGAAAGAAAAAAAGAAGACUACCGUCACAAAACAAUGUAUUUUUUUAUUUUAUUUUUUUUAAUGAGUUGUGCCGAUUGUGUCUUUUGUAAAUCUCCUAAAAAAACAAAACAUCACUGGGCUGGGUCUCCUUAUUCUUUUAUAUGGCAAUUUCUCUACUAUUUUCGCAAUUGUUUUAAUAAUUAUUAACUUGUGUAUUCCUUGAAUAUUUCCUUUGUUCCUCGCUAUAUAUAUUCAGCGCUGUAGCUGCAUUUAUUAAACGUGAAGGUUUUUACUGUU
This is a messenger RNA of Daphnia magna, 2554 nucleotides long. RefSeq names its product putative ferric-chelate reductase 1 homolog. Gene Ontology annotation, molecular function: oxidoreductase activity, acting on metal ions. Lineage: Eukaryota; Metazoa; Arthropoda; Branchiopoda; Diplostraca; Daphniidae. The transcript has 12 exons. Bases 18 to 2045 code for a protein of 675 amino acids. The record is from RefSeq and is a predicted model, not a curated record.